This is a messenger RNA of Acinonyx jubatus (cheetah), 2579 nucleotides long. RefSeq names its product solute carrier family 25 member 35 (gene SLC25A35). The record is from RefSeq and is a predicted model, not a curated record. NCBI's taxonomy places the organism in Eukaryota, Metazoa, Chordata, Mammalia, Carnivora, Felidae. The coding region runs from base 1230 to 2132 and encodes 300 amino acids. The transcript is spliced from 5 exons.
GACAGUGUAAACCUAAGCCCAGGGAACUAACCCCCUGCCUUGCCCUGUCCGCCCUUCGCCUCUGGAUUGCCGCGAGGAUCAAGAGCUCAGGGUUGACUGCGCUCUCACGCCAACCUUCGGGGCCCGCAGCCACCACACCCCGGCGCUGGAGCCUACGAAUACUCUCCACAGCCUCAAGAGAUCCAUCCGGUCCAGCAGGUGUGUCCCCCAUCCGCACCUGCGGGCGUAGCCGCAGCCUCCGGGUUCACCUGGCGCCGGAGCCCAGGAGGGAGCGGAUCCACAAUUUGACACAGACCCGGACAGAAGGCGAAGGGAGGGGCGCCCUCGGCCCGCGAGAGGAGCAGCCCCAAACCCCAGCCCAGGAGCCCUGGGUCCAGCCUCUCCUCCCCGCGGGGGAUACAAGCUCUGCUCCCCCAACGCCCCUCCCGGAGCUCCCCGUCCGCCGCGCCGGCGCCGGCGCCGGCGUGGGGAGAGUUAAUUUCAACAGCCUCUCCCAGGAUUCCGGGGGCCGGGUCGUCCAGAGCACCUCCCAUUGGCCACGGAGCCGGCUCGGCGCUGAUUGGCUGGCGCUCCCGGCUGCGGCUCUCCCCGGCUCCCGAUUGGGCGCCGCGCUCCAGUGACUGGAGUGUGGCGGCCCGGCCUCCGCUGGCUACCCCUGGCCGGAGCUGCAGCGGGCUUCGGCAGCUGCCCGGGGACGCUUAUCCCGGGCUGGAGUCCAGACUUGCUUCCCCGAUACAGAUCGAUCCCGUUGCCUUCCCCGGGACGCCACCGAUCUUCUCCAGGAUCCUUUCCUCCGUAACCUGCUGUUUUUCUUUUUCCUUCCUCCCGGCUCCCAUCUCCCGAAUCCGCAUUUCCCUCCCCUGCUCCUGGGCCCCCGUAGCCGACCAUCCUCAUCAUUCCACCUGCCAUCCUCCUGACUUCCGCCCUUCCUUGGCCUCAAAUCCUUGACCGACCGAGCCCUGCCAUAACCUUCUCACCAGGCUCUCCUAAACUCCUUUUUCUUCUCUCUUUGCCAGCUCCUGACUCCCAAAUUCCAGCUAACCCUUGACCUCUUGACAUUUGACCCUAACAGUCUCCGCUCCAGACCUCUCAAUUCCUAUCUCCUGCAGCCCGGACUGCUAAGACUGAGGCCCUCCCCCUGAUUUCUCACCCCCCCCCCCCCCCCCCGUUUCUGAAGCUCAGUUUUACUUUUUUACUCCCGGGCCACUUCCUGUUACUGCUACCCCACCAUGGACUUCUUGAUGAGCGGCCUGGCAGCCUGCGGGGCCUGUCUGUUCACCAACCCCCUGGAAGUGGUAAAGACCAGAAUGCAGCUGCAGGGAGAAUUGCAGGCCCCGGGCACCUACCAGCGGCACUACCGAAACGUCUUCCACGCCUUCAUCACCAUCGGCAGGGUGGACGGCCUGGCUGCCUUGCAGAAGGGACUGGCCCCCGCCCUCUUAUACCAGUUCCUGAUGAAUGGCAUCCGCUUGGGCACCUACGGGCUGGCUGAGGCUGGGGGCUACCUGCACACUGCCGAAGGCACCCUCAGCCCUCCACGAAGCGCAGCAGCUGGGGCCCUGGCUGGGGUCAUGGGAGCCUACUUGGGGAGCCCCAUCUACAUGGUGAAGACACACCUACAGGCACAAGCAGCCUCGGAAAUUGCGGUAGGGCACCAGUAUAAGCAUCAGGGCAUGUUUCAGGCGCUAAGCGAGAUUGGCCAGAAACAUGGUCUGGUGGGGUUGUGGCGUGGGGCCCUGGGCGGCCUGCCCCGAGUUAUCAUCGGUUCCUCCACCCAGCUGUGCACCUUCUCAUCCACCAAGGACCUCAUCACGCAGUGGGAGAUACUUCCUCCCCAGAGCUGGAAAGUGGCUCUGGCAGCUGCCAUGGUGAGUGGCAUUGCAGUGGUCCUGGCCAUGACGCCGUUUGAUGUGGUCAGCACGAGGCUCUACAACCAGCCCACGGACUCGCAGGGCAAGGGCCUCAUGUACCGGGGGAUGCUGGAUGCUCUGCGGCAGACCGCUCGGACAGAGGGCAUUUUUGGCAUGUACAAGGGUAUAGGUGCCUCCUACUUCCGCCUUGGCCCCCACACCAUCCUUUCCCUCUUCUUCUGGGACCAGUUACGCACCCUCUACCACACGUACACCAAAUAACAGCCAGUCCUUCCCACACCACCACAUCAGCACUCCUUAGACACUUCUGCCUCCACUAUUGUGUUCUCGUGACUUCUGACCAGUGGAUCUUUUCGUCCAUCCAAAGGGAACCGCCUACGCCACUCCCUAACUGUCUUCUCAGGGUUGAAUCACUACAAGGGAUAGUUUCCCUCCCUUUCUUGGGUGUCACGUUCUUUAAACCUUCCCUACCCGUCCCCCUGGACACUUCAUACCCCUCUCUCAGGGCUGAACCGGUCACUCCAAAGUAUUUCCUCCUUUUAUUUGGGCAGCCUUGGGUCCCUUCUGCUCUGAUGCACAAACUUUACACUCCCCACUCCAAGACCAAAGGGAACCCGGCGGGGGGCGGGGGGGGGGGGGUCCAGGUGUCUUGUUAGAUGCAAUGGCACAGAGAUUAUCUUGGGUAUAAAGCAAGUUUAUUUCUGCAGA